Messenger RNA from Hemibagrus wyckioides, 1417 nucleotides. RefSeq names its product nucleoporin 37 (gene nup37). The transcript has 10 exons. The coding region runs from base 345 to 1325 and encodes 326 amino acids. NCBI's taxonomy places the organism in Eukaryota, Metazoa, Chordata, Actinopteri, Siluriformes, Bagridae. Gene Ontology annotation, cellular component: nuclear pore outer ring. Gene Ontology annotation, molecular function: protein binding. The record is from RefSeq and is a predicted model, not a curated record.
UUAAGGAUGCUAACGCUACUCCGAGCUCACGCGCGAGUUCCUCACGCGCACGUCGAUUUUUCAUACUUUUUUGAACGUUUGAUACGGAUAAUAUCAAAAUUCGAGUUAGGUCUCAAUGCGUUAAUCAUAUUGUUUGUGUAUACGUUGUGUUUAUUGCGCGUUUGGCCAAUGAAUAGUCUUUUAUCUUGCAUUAGUGCAGCUGCAAGCGAUAAAUUAACGCACUGCUACUUCAUUACGUCAUCGUUUCUAUAGCAACUCGUUCACAUAGUACGGUGGACGCUCCACGUGAAGCUGAAUCAGAGUUUGAAGAAGCAGCAGCAUCUGUAUUAAAGGAAGAGCUGACCAUGCAGGAUGAGGCGGGUCGCUCAGCCUCGUACACGCUGCCCUGUGAUGACUACGUCCACGUGGUGGAGUUCAGUCCGUACGACUGCGGCUCCGCCUCCUCGCUCCUCGGCUACACCGAAAGCCAGCACGUCGUCGUGGGAACGUGCCGCUUCAAGGAGGAGGAUAUGGAUGUAGAUGGAGUAGAAUUCACCGUUCUGCGUGUCUUCAUGCAUGGGGUUCGUGCUGAUGCUCUUGCCUGGAGUCCAGAAUCCCGACUGGACAAACUGCCUCAGAUGAUCAGGUUUUGCACAGCAUCAGCCGACAGAAAGCUGAGACUCUUUACUUCAGAUCUUCAGAAGCUUGAUGAAGUAAAGGCGAUGGAGGGACACAGCAGCUACAUCAAUCACGUCGUAUUCGAGCCCACGGAAGGAAAGCAAAUAGCAUCGGUCAGUGACGAUCACACUUGCAGAGUUUGGGAUCUGGAAGGGAACGAAAGCGUAUUGUUCCGGCUGUGGUCUCCUGGGGUCUCCGUGUGCUGGCAUCCCGAGGAGGUGUUUAAGCUGAUGGUGGCCGAGAAAAAGGGCACCAUUCGUUUCUAUGACCUCGUCACUCAGCAGGCCAUUCUGUCACUGGACAGCGGGCAGAUGCCUCUCAUGUCUGCUGACUGGUGCCUCACAAACACCAUUAAAGUGGGUGCUGUGGUGGGGAGCGACUGGGUGAUCUGGGACAUCACACGUUCGAGCUAUCCUCAGGACAAGAGACCAGUGCAUUUGGAUAAAGCACGACUCUUCAGGUGGUCGAGAGCAAACGAGAAUCUUUUCGCCACCACCGGCUGUCCAGGAAAGAUCAGCAGUCAGUUACUGGUGCAUCACCUCAGUCACCCACAGCCCGUGAUGAUCGGCUCGUCAGUCGUGGGCUCGGGUUUGAGCUGGCACAGAACGCUCCCCCUGUGCGUGAUCGCCGGAGACCGAAAGCUCUCUUUCUGGAUGACCGAGAUGUGAGCCAGCUUUUUGUCAUGCCUCUAAAGAAUGCUUCUAUUUUUUUUUUCCCUUCCAGCUUACUUCUUUAAUAAAUCAACAUUUUUUUUUUUCAA